Molecule: messenger RNA, 2069 nt
Organism: Linum trigynum
Lineage: Eukaryota; Viridiplantae; Streptophyta; Magnoliopsida; Malpighiales; Linaceae
Source: the annotation of a GenBank genome assembly
CAAAAGAGGAAGCAGCGAUCAUUCAUGGCUUCCCUUGCACCUCACAGAGCUGCUGCUGCUGCUGCUGUCCUUCUGAUUUUCUUCAUCGGGGGUUUUUUAGCCAUGGAAGGUGGGGAAGCAGCCAGAGCAGCUAGAAUUUGCCCUAUGUACUGCUUGGAUGUGGCGUACAUGACUUGCAAUAACUCGUCGUCGUCGUCGAGUAACAACAGUACUGAUGUACAUAUAAGGCCAGCCUGCAACUGUUGCUUGGCACCUAAGAACUGCACCCUGCACCUAGCUAAUGGCAGUUCCAUGAAUUGUCUUCAUCAUUAAUGGAAAACCCCCCAACUCCAUAGUUCUUGACUUCUUGUCUUCGCCAUCGUCAGCCAUUAAUCGGCCGGCCAGCAAAAUUGCAGUUGGGAUGAUUCUAUGGGGUUAUGAAUAAAUGUUACAUAGAAAUCAUUUACCAUUGUGUAACACAAAUGACAUAUGCUGAAGGUGUAUAAUUUAUGGUUCCAGGGUAUUUAGAGUGUUGCGGUUAAUUACUUAAACUGUAUUAGUAUUGGACCUUGUCCGAGUUGUAGUAGGUACGGAUACUUGGCCGCACUCGACUCUUCUCGUUAGGAUUUUUAACCCUAGUCUAUCUCUAUAUAAGACUUAGAUACGAACCUGUCGUAAGCAAGCCGUCAAAAUGUAAACCUAAUCAGAAAUCAAUCGUGAGCUCUUUCGAGCUCACCGUGGACUAGUCAUGUUCGACGAACAAGGAUAACACGUAAAACUCGUUGUCUCGUGUUCUUUCGAUCUUUCGCGUAGUAAAAUUCUUCAUGGUAUCGGAGCGAAACUCGAUCCUUUGUCUAGAGUUUUCGAUUUUCAUAGAGAUCACUUAUAUCAACGUGCAAACUAGGACAUGCAUAAAUUUUGAUAUAUAAAUGGGAUGAGUUAGUAGAGAUUAGUACAUAGUGAUUUGUACAAUUUAAUCUGACGGAUAUAACUAAGCCAUUUCCAUUGUGAUUUAUACAAUUUAAUCUGAUGGGUCCAUCCACUUAUACAAUUGAUACAAUUUUCUUUUUUGGUAGUAUUUGAUACAUUACUAAGUUGUUAUACUUUUCACGCAAAUUUAUCAAUAAUGUCAAGUCCUUAAGUUGUGAGUAAUAUCUAAAUCCUUUAUUGUCUUCUUAAAAGAGUAUUUGUUAAGUUUGCAUCAAUGUGGUAUAGUUGUAUGUGGUGUAAGUGUCGUGUAUAGAGUAGAGUGAGAAUGAUAAUAAAGGAUUGAAGCUAAUCAAAAGUUCCACAUGUAAAAACAAUAGCCAAAUUUAAAAUCGCGAUUGUAUAUCGCGUUAAACAAAGAGGGAAAGAAAGUCGAACAGGAAACUACAUUAAAAAUAAUGCUAAAUAUAUAUAGGAGAAGCGGUAAGAGGCUUUUUAAAAGAUAAAUUUUGCGAAAAGAAAGAAUUGAACAUAAGACCUCUUAUUUGCCAAAUAACUUGCCAAACAAUUUGCUACUUGUAUUAUUUGUUCAUUUUAUUAAAAAUAUACCCUUUAUAUUUGUUUUUUUGUUUUAAUUUCUUUUAAAUACGGUGAUGAUUGGUGAAAUUUAACUUUAUCCCUGCCAAUACACUAUGAAUCCUCUCCAGUGUGGAGCGGUGGUCUUCUAAAUGAAAAAGUUUUUUAUAUGUUAAAUAUGCGUACUUCUUAUGAUAAGUUUUGUAGUGACGUGAAACAAACUCUGAGAAAUCGGGCGUGUGCUAGUCUUGUAGGUAUAGGAUUUCUUUUGAAGUGCAAGUUGUGUUCAACAGCAUGACAUACAACAUUUUCGAUUUGUAGUUACUUCAAUUUGCAAACUCAAUACCAAAGCAACAAGAAAGUACAUGUGGGUGUAGCUUCAUGAUUUAUUAGAUGUGUGUCAACUACUUUAGUGGAGUGAAGUCUAAUUUCAGUGUCAAGUUCUUAAGUUGUGAGUACUAUCUAAAUCCUUUAUUGUCUUCUUAAAAGAGUAUUUGUUAAGUUUGCAUCAAUGUAGUAUAGUUGUAUGUGGUGGAAGUGUCGUGUAUAUAGUAGAGUGAGAAUGAUAAUAAAGGAUCGAAGCCAAU